This is a messenger RNA of Trichechus manatus latirostris (Florida manatee), 689 nucleotides long. RefSeq names its product ADP ribosylation factor like GTPase 16 (gene ARL16). NCBI's taxonomy places the organism in Eukaryota, Metazoa, Chordata, Mammalia, Sirenia, Trichechidae. The transcript is spliced from 3 exons. Bases 1 to 489 code for a protein of 162 amino acids. The record is from RefSeq and is a predicted model, not a curated record.
AUGGACAGCCCUUCCCAAGCCGUCAAGGAGCCCGGCCAGACCAAAGGCAGGGAGGAGGCCGGACCUUUCCGGGGGGGGGGGGUUCCCAGACGUUAUACGCUGAUUGGACCUGGCCUGUUGGGAUGGGGGCGGGCUCUGCGUUACCACGGCGCCGAACUACGGGUGCAGGGAGGGGAGGGCAGCGUCGGGAUGUGUCUCCUGCUCGGAGCCGCGGGUGUCGGGAAGACCCUGCUGGUGAAGCGACUGCAGAAUAUCCUUCCGCGCCGGGCAGGGGGCGGGGGUGGGCGGCGCGGGGUCCCUCCGGUCGGUCCCGCCGGCGACCUGCCCUGUUACAUGAGUGUGGAGGAGAUGAAGUCAUUAAUGAGGCUCCCAGACAUCAUCGCCCGCGCCAAGCAGAAUAUCACCACGGCGGAAAUCAGUGCCCGUGUAGGCACCGGCUUGGCAGGGGUGCUGCGCUGGCUCCGAGACACCCACAGAACCAGCCGUUGACGGCCAGGUGGGGUGAUUUGACUGGCUCGCUCUGCAGUGGGGCCGAGGGGGAUGCUGCCAGGGCUGCAGGGUUGGUUCUUGUAGGGGCAGAAUGACCCAUCUGAGCCCCAGAAGAUAGUUCUGUGCUUAGUUGCAGUGACAGGUAAACUGAGGCACCCAAAACACAGAUGCUCCAAACAAGCAGCCUCGGAGUGAUGCUC